GCACUGGUUCAGAUUUGCUAUCUUUUGAUAGAAAAAAAAAUCCAAAACCGAGUGAAAUUUUUCUCCGAUUUUUGUUUUUGCUCAAUUUUUCUAAGUCUCCUGAGAAAACAAAGAGAAGAAAAAGACAGCAAACUGAUAGAGAGAGAAAGCUGCAUUUUUUUUUAAAUAUGUAUGCUUUGUGCUCAUCCUUCUUGAUCUAACAUUGCCGACAAUUUCUAGGCGAAUAAUCAAAGCUUCUUACAUUUGGGGUUAAUUCAAAACCAACAUGAAGCAGUAACCUAUAAUUCUUGAGGAACUGGAUCAUCUUGUUCUCUUGAGUAAAAAAGAGUAACAAUGGCUCGAGGUAGAAUACGAUCAAAGCUGAGACUAAGCCAUCUCUAUACAUUCGGAUGUCUUAAACCAAGUACACUCGAAGGUGAUGACCCUCCACACCCGCUCCACGGUCCAGGCUUCAGCCGUACAGUGUUCUGUAACCAGCCUCACAUGCACAAGAAGAAGCCUCUGAGAUACCGUUCCAACUACGUCUCCACCACUAGAUACAACCUCAUAACAUUCUUCCCAAAGUCCUUAUACGAGCAGUUCCACCGCGCUGCAAACCUCUACUUCUUGGUAGCAGCCAUCCUCUCCGUCUUCCCUCUCUCCCCUUUCAACAAGUGGAGCAUGAUCGCCCCCUUGGUCUUCGUCGUGGGCCUUAGCAUGAUGAAAGAGGCUCUAGAAGACUGGCGUAGGUUCAUGCAGGACGUCAAGAUCAACGCUAGAAAGACGUGUGUUCAUAAAACUGAUGGUGUAUUUCGUUCUAGGAAGUGGAAGAAGGUCAGCGUUGGGGAUGUUGUGAGAGUGGAGAAGGACGAGUUCUUCCCUGCUGAUCUGCUUCUCUUGUCGAGUAGCUACGAGGAUGGGAUCUGCUACGUGGAGACUAUGAACUUGGACGGUGAGACUAACUUGAAAGUGAAGAGAUCUUUGGAAGUGACGAUGACGUUAGAUGAUGAAGAGUCUUUCAAGAACUUCAUGGGGACGAUAAGAUGCGAAGAUCCUAACCCGAGUCUCUACACGUUCGUUGGGAAUCUUGAGUACAAGCGUCAAACGUUUCCUCUUGAUCCAAGUCAGAUUCUGUUACGAGACUCGAAGCUAAGGAACACAGCUUAUAUCUACGGAGUUGUGGUGUUCACAGGGCACGACACUAAGGUUAUGCAGAACUCAACAAAGUCACCUUCUAAAAGAAGCAGAAUCGAGAGAACAAUGGACUACAUCAUCUACACGCUUCUUGUCUUACUCAUCUUGAUCUCUUGCAUCAGCUCAUCAGGCUUUGCUUGGGAGACAGAGUUCCACAUGCCGAAGAUGUGGUACUUGAGACCAGACGCGCCUGAGGAUCUAACUAACCCUAUAAGCCCUGUCUACGCUGGUGUUGUUCAUCUCAUAACCGCUCUAUUGCUUUACGGUUACUUGAUUCCAAUCUCUCUUUACGUCUCCAUAGAGGUUGUCAAAGUCUGGCAAGCGAGUUUCAUCAACCAGGACUUGCGCAUGUACGAUGACGAGAGCGGCGUCCCUGCGCAGGCACGGACGUCGAAUCUCAACGAGGAGCUUGGUCAGGUUCAUACCAUCCUCUCUGACAAGACGGGGACGUUGACAUGUAACCAGAUGGAUUUCUUGAAAUGCUCUAUCUCUGGGACUUCUUACGGUGUGCGUUCUAGUGAAGUGGAGCUCGCUGCUGCUAAGCAGAUGGCUGUUGAUCUUGAAGAGCAUGGAGAGAUAUCAAGCGCUAAUACUCCUCAGUCUCAGACCAAAGUGUAUGGCACUUGGGACAGCAGCUGCACGCAUGAGAUUGAGAUUGAAAGUGGUAAUAGUAACAAUCCUAGAGCUCCUAUAAAGGGAUUUGGGUUUGAGGAUGACAGACUCAUGAAUGGGAACUGGUUGAGAGAGUCACAACCAAAUGAUAUCUUGCAGUUCUUCCGCGUGUUAGCUAUUUGCCACACAGCUAUUCCUGAGCUUGACGAGGAGAGUGGUAAGUACACUUAUGAAGCAGAGUCACCUGAUGAGGCUUCUUUUCUUGCUGCUGCUAGAGAGUUUGGUUUUGAGUUCUGUAAGAGAACUCAGUCUAGUGUGUUUAUCCGUGAGAGGUUCUCUUCUUCAGGGCAAAUAGUAGAAAGGGAGUAUAAGGUUCUGAACUUGUUGGACUUCACAAGCAAAAGAAAGAGAAUGUCAGUAGUUGUAAGGGAUGAGGAAGGGCAGCUUCUUCUACUAUGCAAAGGAGCUGACAGCAUCAUCUUUGAACGGUUGGCUAAGAAUGGGAAGACAUACUUGGGACCAACCACUAAGCAUUUAACUGAAUAUGGAGAAGCUGGGCUACGUACACUUGCACUUGCUUACAGAAAGCUUGAUGAGGAAGAAUAUUCAGCUUGGAACUCUGAGUUUCAAAAGGCCAAAACUUCAAUAGGAUCUGAUAGAGAUGAGUUGCUUGAGACAGGAGCUGAUAUGAUUGAAAAAGAUCUUAUUCUCAUAGGUGCUACUGCUGUGGAGGACAAACUCCAGAAAGGGGUGCCUCAAUGUAUAGAUAAACUUGCUCAAGCUGGGCUCAAGUUAUGGGUUUUAACUGGGGACAAAAUGGAAACAGCCAUCAACAUUGGAUUUGCAUGUAGUUUACUUAGGCAAGGCAUGAGACAGAUCUGCAUAACAUCAAUAAAUCAAGAUGGAGGAUCUCAAGAUUCCAAAAGGGCUGUGAAAGAGAACAUUUUGAACCAACUCACUAAAGCUGUGCAAAUGGUGAAGCUAGAGAAGGAUCCACAUGCUGCGUUUGCUUUGAUUAUAGAUGGGAAAACUCUAACUUAUACAUUGGAGGAUGAUAUGAAGUAUCAGUUCUUGGCUUUGGCUGUUGAUUGUGCAUCAGUCAUUUGCUGCCGUGUGUCUCCCAAGCAAAAGGCUUUGGUAACAAGGCUGGUUAAAGAGGGAACUGGCAAAACCACAUUGGCGAUAGGUGAUGGUGCAAAUGAUGUUGGGAUGAUUCAAGAAGCUGACAUUGGUGUAGGGAUUAGUGGUGUUGAAGGCAUGCAGGCUGUUAUGGCUAGUGACUUUUCGAUUGCGCAGUUUCGGUUUUUGGAACGGUUACUUGUCGUCCAUGGACACUGGUGCUACAAAAGAAUAGCUCAAAUGAUAUGCUACUUCUUCUACAAGAACAUAGCAUUUGGUCUCACUCUCUUCUACUUUGAGGCUUUCACUGGAUUCUCCGGACAGUCAGUGUACAAUGACUACUACUUGUUGCUCUUCAAUGUUGUCCUUACCUCAUUGCCAGUGAUUGCCCUUGGAGUCUUUGAACAAGAUGUUUCCUCCGAGAUCUGCUUACAAUUCCCUGCUUUAUACCAACAAGGCACAAAAAACCUCUUCUUUGAUUGGUCAAGAAUCCUUGGAUGGAUGUGCAACGGCGUCUACUCAUCGCUUGUCAUAUUCUUCCUCAACAUAGGAAUCAUUUACUCUCAAUCUUUCAGAGCAGGUGGGCAAACAGCUGACAUGGACGCUGUCGGCACAACCAUGUUCACUUGCAUUAUAUGGGCAGUCAAUGUUCAAAUCGCACUAACCAUGUCCCACUUCACUUGGAUCCAACACGUUUUGAUAUGGGGAAGCAUCGCUUUCUGGUAUCUCUUUGUAGCACUCUAUGGGAUGAUGCCAUCAAGCCUCUCUGGAAACGUUUACAGGAUUCUUGAUGAGAUUCUUGCUCCUGCGCCUAUCUACUGGAUGGCUACAUUGUUGGUCACGGUAACUGCAGUUAUUCCUUACGUUACUCACAUAGCUUACCAGAGAUUCUUGAACCCUAUGGAUCAUCAUAUUAUACAAGAGAUCAAGUACUACAAGAGAGAUGUGGAGGAUGCUAGAUUGUGGACCAGAGAGCGUACAAAGGCGCGUGAGAAGACCAAGAUCGGGUUUACGGCUAGAGUAGAUGCGAAAAUCAGACAUCUAAGGUCGAAACUGAGUAAGAAGCAGUCAAAUCUCUCUCAUUGUUCAGCUCAAGAUGCAAUGUCACCUAGAUCAUUGUAGCAUGUAUAGGGUUUGGUUACUGGAAAGGUCUCAAUUCUCUGAUGCGUCAAGACUUUGGAGAUGGUUCUUGAUGCUGUUUUUGUGGAGAGGUUAUAGGAGUGAGAUCGAUGUAAAGAGUAGUAGCUGAUUUUUUUUUUUAAGUGUUGGGUUCUCAUUUUUUAACGUGCUUUGUUUCUUUUGUACAAAACUUAGGUUUUGUGGAUACUUACUUAGGACACAGAUUGCUAAAACCUAAUUUUAUAUUGCAUAUAUAUACAGUUUUUUUUUAUCA
Molecule: messenger RNA, 4297 nt
Organism: Brassica rapa (field mustard)
Lineage: Eukaryota; Viridiplantae; Streptophyta; Magnoliopsida; Brassicales; Brassicaceae
Product: probable phospholipid-transporting ATPase 5
Biological process (GO): phospholipid translocation
Cellular component (GO): plasma membrane
Molecular function (GO): ATP hydrolysis activity; ATP binding; magnesium ion binding
Source: RefSeq, a predicted model, not a curated record